Penicillium brevicompactum is the source of this 1194-nucleotide messenger RNA. RefSeq lists its product as uncharacterized. Bases 1 to 1194 code for a protein of 397 amino acids. The transcript has 2 exons. The record is from RefSeq and is a predicted model, not a curated record. Lineage: Eukaryota; Fungi; Ascomycota; Eurotiomycetes; Eurotiales; Aspergillaceae.
AUGGUGACCAAGGCGUCCGUGUCACAUUCACCAUGGAAGUCCAUUAGCAAGUGGAUCGCGAACAUAAGCAUAAACCCAACCCUGGCGGGUGCCCACCAACGCCCACACACGGCACGGCCAUACCACGCGGCAGUUGGGCCCUCCUACGGCAUCACCACCCCUGUGCCCGUCCAGCAUCUCGCCCGCCCCUCUCCAUUUCGCUUUGAGACCGGCUAUGCUCUAUGUGCCAAGCGACCCUCGCGACCAUUUCCUCCGCCCUUCUUAUCUCCGCCCUCGACCUCGUUCUCCGAUCCGUUGACUACCCACGGCCUAAGCCAGGAUAAGAGAUUAUCCGUUAAGGGCGAGCUAGUCCGGGGCUUGAAUAAUGGAGACGACGCUAUCAUCGUCGCUGAGAACUUUAUAGGCGUUGAUGAUGGUGUUGGCGCAUGGGCUACAAAGCCGCAGGGUCAUGCUGCCUGGACGAUCGCUGACUUUUCCUUCAACCCCAGACUCUGGUCCAGACUUCUGCUACACUUUUGGGCCCUCGAGGUCGAGCGACACAAUCAUGACCCUUCCCUCGAUCCGGUCGGUUACCUUCAAUCUGCGUACGAGGAGACUCUGCGAGCAACCACGUCUCCAACCGAGUGGCUAGGCACCACCACCUCGGCGACUGCAAUCUUACACCACGCCGAGCAAGACGGCAUCCAGAAACCCUUGCUGUACGUCACCAACCUAGGUGAUUGCAAGAUCAUGGUGAUCCGACCAAGCGAGGAGAAAGUCCUCUUCCGCACCGCCGAACAAUGGCACUGGUUCGACUGCCCCAUGCAGCUUGGCACAAACAGCAUCGACACACCGAGGAAAGACGCAGUCUUGUCCAAAGUCGCAUUGCAAGAGGACGAUAUCAUCUUAGCACUUUCCGACGGUGUGAUGGAUAAUCUCUGGGAACACGAGGUGCUGAAAAUCAUCAUGGAUAGCAUCAACAAAUGGGAAGAGGGCCGUGUUUCACAUGAGGAUGUUCCGAACUCGAGUCUGUCGGACGAACGCAAUGUCUUUGUUGCGCGGGAGCUGUUGAACUCUGCUCUGACUAUAGCUCAAGAUCCCUUUGCGGAGAGUCCGUUUAUGGAGAAGGCUAUUGAUGAGGGACUUGCAAUUGAGGGAGGCAAGAUGGAUGAUAUCUCUGUCGUGGUUGCGUCUUGCAAGAAACGCGCUGGAUGA